Molecule: messenger RNA, 623 nt
Organism: Miniopterus natalensis
Lineage: Eukaryota; Metazoa; Chordata; Mammalia; Chiroptera; Miniopteridae
Source: RefSeq, a predicted model, not a curated record
AUGGGCAAUAUGGCAGGGAAAGAGUUGGAGCGGUGCCAGCGGCAGGCGGACGAGGUGACGGAAAUCAUGCUCAACAACUUUGACAAGGUCCUGGAGCGUGAUGGGAAACUGUCGGAGCUGGAGCAGCGUUCAGACCAACUCCUGGACAUGAGCUCAGCUUUCAGCAAGACAACCAAGACCCUGGCCCAGAAGAAGCGCUGGGAAAACAUCCGUUGGCGUAUCUACUUGGGGCUGGCAGUGGGCGGUGGCCUGCUCAUCAUCCUGAUUGUGUUGCUGGUCAUUUUUGUCCCACAAAGAAGCCAGGCCAGCAGUGUCAGCAGUGUCCCACAGGCCCUGGACACAGGUGCUGCCUCAGGGCCAGGGGACUGACCCAAUUGGGCCUGGAGGAGAGGCCGAAUGGCCGCACUGGCUGGUUCUGGUCUCCAAAGAACCUUGGUAUUUGCCCCCAUCUGAGCCACCCCAGUGAGCGCCUAAGGGCAGCCCCAAAGUGUGCAGCUUUGCAUCUCCUAUCACGCCACAGAUUGGCCCUUGAGGGCAGCCUGCUGCACUGGCCAUGCCAGGCCAGCCCCACUUGGAGCUCAGUAAACGCUGCUGCUUGGUUAAAAGCUGCUGUUUGGUUAACA